UUAAUAUUUUUUUUUUUCCCUUUUUAAAUUUCGUGGUCUUUUUAUAAUUUUCUAAAAAUUAAAGUUUUAAGUUUGGUAUUUCGACGAAACAUAAAUAAUAAUUAAAAGUAUAUUGAAACUUGAAUGGAUGAACUGUGAACAGGGGCGUUACCUUGUCUUCCCGCCGCCCCAACUGCUAUCGACCACUGAUGAAGACGACGACUGUGAUAUCAAACUUGUACGAGUAUACUCUAUUACUUACCUCUUCUUACUUUCUCUAACCAACAAAACCUUUCAUAUGAUGCAAAAAAGAGGGUUUAACACACUCUUUCACUUUCACUCAAUUCUCAAAAACCCCUCACCACUGCUCCUCUUUUCUUCUCCCAGAACCCCAUUCCAUACCACUUCCACUCCCUUCGCCACCAGGCCCCUCUCCACUUCUUCACCGGAUGAUCUUCAAGGGUUGGUCGACCCGGAAGAUCCUUUGGCGCUGGAGUCCUUUUCAGCUCACGAGUUUGCUUUCUUGCGUGACUCGUUGGAUUCCAAUGUUGCUGAUUCUGGCUCUUCCGAAGGUAAGAUUGCGUCAGCGAAGUUUUCCAGUGAGGCUCUUUGUAUUUCCACGGCCAUUAGAGAGAAUAAUGACGGGUUUGGUCACCAGACUCAGAGAUUUCUUAGGCAGUAUAGGGACAAGUUGAGUGAAAGUUUGGUGGUUGAUGUCUUGAAUCUUGUACAAAACCCUGAAUUGGGUGUCAAGUUUUUCAUCUGGGCCGGUCGCCAAAUUGGGUAUAGUCACACUGUUCCUGUGUACAAUGCAUUGUUAGAGAUGUUGAAGUGUGAUGGUAAGCGUGCAAUACCUGAAUGUUUUCUUCAAGAAAUUAAGAGUGAUGACAGAGAGGUUUUUGGUAAGUUGCUCAAUGUUUUGAUUAGGAAGUAUUGCCGAAAUGGGUGGUGGAAUGUAGCAAUUGAAGAAAUGGGGAGGCUUAAGAAUUAUGGGUACAAACCUACCAGAGCAACUUACAAUGCGUUAGUUCAAGUAUUCACAACAGCUAAUCGGUUGGACACUGCACAGUUGGUUCACCGGGAGAUGUGGGACUUGGGGUUUAGGAUGGAUGAGUUUACGUUAGGUUGUUUUGCCCAUGCGCUUUGCAAGGUUGGGAAAUGGAGGGAAGCCCUCAGUUUGAUUGAGAAGGAAGAGUUUAUGCCUGAUACAAUUCUCUACACAAAAAUGAUAUCUGGGUUGUGUGAAGCUUCCCUUUUUGAAGAAGCUAUGGACUUCUUGAACAGAAUGCGGUCUAGCUCUUGCAUUCCUAAUGUUGUGACUUAUAGGAUUUUGCUUUGUGGCUGUUUAAGGAAAAAACAGCUUGGUAGAUGUAAGAGAAUUCUUAAUAUGAUGAUUGCGGAAGGUUGUUAUCCCAGUCCUAAGAUAUUUAAUUCUCUAAUCCAUGCUUACUGCAGAUCAGAAGAUUACAAUUAUGCCUAUAAAUUGGUAAAGAAUAUGGUAAAAUGUGGUUGUCAGCCUGGAUAUGUUGUUUAUAAUAUCUUGAUUGGGGGUAUCUGUAGCAAAGAAGAAUUACCCAGUUCAGAUUUGUUGGAUUUGGCUGAAAAUGCUUAUAGUGAGAUGCUUGAUGCAGGGAUUGUGUUAAAUAAGGUCAAUGUUAGUAACCUCGUUAGGUGUCUUUGUGGUGCCAGAAAAUUUGAGAAAGCCUUCAGUGUUAUCAAUGAUAUGAUAGGCAAGGGUUUUGUUCCUGAUACUAGUACAUACUAUAAGGUGAUUAGUUUUCUGUGCAACUCCACCAGGAUAGAAAAAGCUUUCUCAUUGUUCGAAGAAAUGAAAAAGAACAAUGUUGUUCCUGAUGUCUAUACGUAUACUAUUAUGAUUGAUAAUUUUUGUAAAGCUGGCCUUGUUCAACAGGCUCACAAUUUGUUUGAUGAGAUGAUACUAAAUGGUUGUUCCCCGAAUGUGGUUACUUUUACUGCUCUUAUACAUGCAUACCUUAAAGCUAAGAAGGUGUCCAAUGCAGAUGAACUAUUUCAAAUGAUGUCAAAAGAAGGGUGUGCCCCAAAUGUUGUCACAUAUACAGCUUUGAUAGAUGGACAUUGUAAAGCUGGUGAAACUGAAAAAGCUUGUCUAAUUUAUGAAAGAAUGACAGGUAAUGUUGACAUCCCUGACUUGGAUAUUUAUUUCAGAAAUGGGGAUUGCAGUUCAGAAAAACCGAAUGUUUUCACAUAUGGAGCUCUGGUGGAUGGUUUGUGCAAAGCUCAUAAGGUCAAAGAGGCUCGUGAUUUAUUAGGUGCUAUGUCUGCAGGAGGUUGUGAACCUAACCAAAUUGUGUAUGAUGCUCUCAUAGAUGGAUUUUGCAAGGUUGGAAAGCUUGAUGAAGCACAGAAUGUAUUUUCAAAGAUGUCAGAGCAUGGCUAUAGUCCAACCAUAUACACUUAUGGUUCUUUGAUUGAUAGGCUGUUUAAGGAUAAAAGAUUGGAUCUUGUGUUGAAAGUAUUGUCUAAAAUGCUAGAAAACUCAUGCACCCCCAAUGUUGUUAUCUAUACAGAGAUGAUUGAUGGCUUGUGUAAAGUGGGCAAGCUAGAUGAAGCCUAUAAGCUUAUGUUAAUGAUGGAGGAAAAAAAGUGUCACCCAAAUGUUGUGACUUAUACUGCAAUGAUAGAUGGUUUUGGAAAAGCUGGUAAAAUUGACAAGUGCCUCGAACUCUUGCAAGAGAUGAGCUUGAAGGGUUGUGCUCCAAAUUUUAUCACGUACAAAGUUUUAAUUAAUCAUUGCUGUGUUGUGGGCCGCUUGCACGAGGCGCAUGAACUUUUGGAUGAAAUGAAACAAACAUAUUGGCCGAAGCAUAUGGCAAGCUACCAAAAGGUUAUUGAAGGUUAUAGCAGAGAGUUCCUAGUCUCUCUUGGGCUUUUGAAUGAGAUGGGUCAUUCUGAUUCAGCGCCAAUAUUUUCGGUAUAUAGUAUUCUGAUUGAUAAUUUUCUGAAGGCCGGAAAUCUCGAAGUGGCUUUGGAGUUGUUUGAAGAGAUUUCACCAUCAACACCAUUAACCCCUUUAAGCAACAACAUGUACAGUUCUUUGAUUGAGAGCCUUUCAAAUGCAAGUAAGGUUGGCAUGGCAUUUGAACUGUUCGCUGAUAUGUUAAGACGUGGUGGAGUUCCACACCUAGGUACUCUUGUUCACCUCAUUAAAGGACUCACCAAACAUAACAUGUGGGAUGAAGCACUUCAAUUAUCAGACAGCAUACAAAAAAUGGAUAUACAUUGGCAACAAGAAGAGACGCCUGACGGAAACUAGACUCUUUAGGAAUAGCUUAUUGAGGCUUGGUUUGAUGACUGCGAAUGGUUUCUCGAAGCUUCUAUGAGAGAGAUAAUUAUUCCUGCAGGCAUACUUAAAACCUGUGGAAAUGGAUGCAUAUUGUGCCUAAUUGAAGGAUUCAGCAGGAUUUUGAAUGUUGUACUUUGUCUAGUGAAGUAACAUGAGAUGCAAAAAGCUUGAAGAAAAGAACAUUCGAUUCCUUGCCAGAAAAGUUUAACUGAAUACAAUACAAAGGCAAAUUAAGAGCUGUAAAGAAUGAUAUUACAGAAAUCCAAAGAAAGCGUUUCAUGACAUAGUAUUUUGUGUUGCUGCUGAGGCUGAUUCUAUAUCCAAGACUGGGAAUGCAAGUUGAGCAAGAUUUCCACAGUAUCUUGAAUAAGAUCCCUUGUUUGUUUGGGACUCCUUCCAAGAUUCCAAAAUCAAAACCCUUCUGCUUCUCUCUCUCUCUCUCAUCUCAAGAUCUGUAAAUUGUAGCCUGCAAUUGUCCAUCCAAAAGAAUAGCCAAAAAAAAUUGUCCAUUCAAAAGUUUGGAAUGCAGGUCUAAUGUUGUAAAAGAAAACCCUUCGGCUAAUUGGCAUUGUUUGGUGCUCUUUUAUUUUCAAUGUUUUGGCUUUGUAUAUGAGAAUAGAAUAGAAAUUUAUUAUUUACAAGAUAGAGGAUACGUUGGGGUGUUAGUUUUAUUUUAUUUUGAGAAAUGCUAAAGGUACUAUAGAACAUUCUUCUAAGGUGUAAUAUGGUUAUUGAUGUAAUUUAAUAGGCUAAUUAGUAA
Messenger RNA from Cannabis sativa, 4064 nucleotides. Its product is annotated as pentatricopeptide repeat-containing protein At1g06710, mitochondrial. The record is from RefSeq and is a predicted model, not a curated record. The transcript is spliced from 3 exons. Gene Ontology annotation, molecular function: protein binding. NCBI's taxonomy places the organism in Eukaryota, Viridiplantae, Streptophyta, Magnoliopsida, Rosales, Cannabaceae. The coding region runs from base 128 to 3274 and encodes 1048 amino acids.